AUGUAAAAUAAAUUAUUAGAUAAAGUUUAAGAAGAAAAUGCAGCAAACAAGAUGAGUAAAUUGUUCAAAGGAAAUUAGAAUGAUUAUUAUGUUUCAAUGAAAGAGGAGGAUAGUCAUUAAAUCGAGAUGAAUAAAAUAUAAAGGAAAAAAGUAUUUUUAUCGGGUAGUGAAGAUGAAGAAGAAAGAUUGCCGACACAAAAUAUAAAAUAGGAAGAAAAUAAAUGUAAGAUUAAAUUAUUGAUAAUAGAAAUUCAAGUUUAUCAGAAACCAGAGAAUAGGAAUAGUGACAUUUUAGAUGAAGUACCUACAAAAGAGAAUAUUGAUGGAUUGAAUGAUAGAUCAUAAGUUGAAUUGACAAUAAAUUUAUAAGGAGGAAAAAAGAAAAGUAAAACAAAGAAAAAUAAAUAAAAAAAGAAAAAAGCGAAACAUUAAGCAGUACCAUUUAAUUGGAAUACUUAUAAAUUCUUAUUACACUAUCCCUUUUAACAUUUAAAAUUAACUAUAUUAGUGAAUGUAUUGAUAGUACUAUCUGCAAUAGCACAAAUGUUAUUACCAUGGAUACUUGGUAGAUUGAUUGAUGCAAUCACAAAAAAUGUAGAAUAAGCUCAAAAUUCAGAAUCAUAAAAUAAUACUAUUGAUGAAGAAUUGCAUUUAACUUUAUCAAAACAGUUUUUAUAUAUUUUGGCAACAUAUACUGUAUUAUCAUUAAUAAGAGCAUUUGUCAAUUAAAUUUGGUAAGAAUAGAUAUAUAAUGAUAUGAGAGAAGAUGUACUAAAGUCUUUUUUAUCAUUUGAUUUAACUUUCUUUCAUACUUAUAGAAAUGGUGAGAUAAUAUCUAGAAUGACAAAUGAUUUACAAUCAGCUAAAUCAGCUGUAAGUGGAAAUAUUAUUUUAUUAAUAAGAAAUUGUUGUUUAACAAUAUUUAAUAUAAUAAUAUUAUUUGCAUUAUCUUGGAAAGUGACUUUAGCAAUUUUGGCACCUAUGCCUAUAUAUACAGUUGUAGGAACAAUCCAUACAAAAUUAGCAAAAAAGUUUGAAAAAUUGGGUUCUGAAUAUUAAGCUAAAUUAACAACUUUAGCAGAUUAAAUAGUUUCAGGUGUAGUAACAGUAAAAAGUUUUUGUACAGAACAAUUUGAAAUUAAAAAAUUUCAUAAACAAUUAGAUUUAAAUAUAAAAUUAGCUUAAAAACGUGGAGUAAAUACAGGAUUUUAUUAAGCAUCUACUGCUUUAUUUACUUAAUUAGGAUCAUUGAUAGUAUUAUGGUAUGGUGGCAAAUUGGCUAUGAAUAAUUCAGCAGAAUUAUCAGCUGGGUAUAAUAUUGAUUAUAUAUUAUUAGUGAUUUAACUACUAUUAUAUUAUACUCUUUACAAUUAUCUUCAUCUAGUUAAGAUAUAAGUGAAUCUUUUGCUAAAAUCGUAACUGCUACUGGAGCUUUUGAAGGUGUGCUUGAUAUGCUUAAAUGGGAGUCUCUUGUUAAAGAAUCACCUGAUGCUAUAGAUCAUAUAACUCCAACAGGAGAAAUAUAAUUUAAAAAAGUAGUAUUCUCAUAUCCAAAUUCUUAAGUUCAAGUUUUAAAAGGAAUAUCACUUAUAAUUAAUAAAGGAGAAUAUGUUGCAUUUGUAGGACCUAGUGGUAGUGGUAAAUCAACAAUCAUGCAUUUAUUGGAAAGAUUCUAUGAUCCAUAAUCAGGUUCUAUUUAUUUUGAUGAUGUAAACAUAAAAUAGUUCAAACUUAAAACAUUAAGAAAAUCAAUAGGUUUAGUGUCAUAAGAUCCUGUUUUAUUUGAAGGAACUAUAGAAACUAAUAUCAUAUAUGGAACUGAAAAUUAUACAAAGGAUGAUUUUGAAUGGGCAACCAAAGCAGCAGGAGUUUGGUAAUUUGUUUCAGAUAAAGGUAAAUUUCCUCAUGGAUUUGAUACUUUUGUUGGAGAACAUGGUUAUACUUUAAGUGGAGGUUAAAAGUAAAGAAUUGUUAUUGCCAGAGCUUUAUUAAAAAGACCUAAAAUAUUAAUAUUCGAUGAAGCAACAUCAGCUCUAGAUGCUGAAAGUGAAUUUCAAGUUUAAUCUGCAAUUGAUGAAUUAAUUUAAAAAGGAAGCAAAAACAUUACUGUUUUAGUAAUAGCUCAUAGAUUGAGUACUAUUGUUAAUUGCAAUAGGAUUAUUGUAUUAUAAAAUGGUGUUGUAGCAGAAUAAGGAACACAUUAAGAAUUGCUUAAUAAUCCUGAUGGAAUUUAUAGACAAUUAGUAGAGAGAUAAAUAUCAGGAGUCAUUGAUUCUAAAGAUCAUGAUGGAGAUUCUGAAGCUUAAUGA
This is a messenger RNA of Paramecium sonneborni, 2309 nucleotides long. NCBI's taxonomy places the organism in Eukaryota, Ciliophora, Oligohymenophorea, Peniculida, Parameciidae. The record is from the annotation of a GenBank genome assembly.